Messenger RNA from Medioppia subpectinata, 1252 nucleotides. The record is from the annotation of a GenBank genome assembly. Lineage: Eukaryota; Metazoa; Arthropoda; Arachnida; Sarcoptiformes; Oppiidae.
GUAUAUCGAUAGGCAUGCAUAUGAUGGCUCCGCACACCAAGAAUCUGUUCAAACGGGCGAUCCUCCAGAGCGGGAGUCCAAUGCUGUUGAGUCAGGUCUACACUCGCGGCCAGAAAACGGCCGAAGAGUUUGUGAGUAAAAUCGGUUGUUUGCCGGAAGGGACAGACAUAUACGACGGCGUGGAGUUGAUUGUCCGCUGCAUCGAUUCCACACCACUCAAGAAGAUCUCGGACGCGCAGCAGGCAAUGGUGGUCAACAAUCCCGUCCCAUUCCUGCCCACAAUUCCCUCCGAAUAUAUCGACACUUUUCCCACACAAGACAACGAGAAUAUAACUGUCGAACAAAAAGAGUUUUUGGUGGGAUUUAAUCGCGACGAGGGAUCAGUUAUCCUACACUUAGCCUAUCCUAAGGAAUAUACGCGACAAACGGUUCCAGCGAUGACCACAUUAGAGGAGGCGCGCAACGCGAUGGUGAAGAUGGCAGUGGACGGCGGUUUCCCCGAAUCGCAGGCCAAGAGUAUGGCAACGGUUUUGCUGAACGGCAACGAAACCGAUACGCCGGAGAACUGGGCCCGAAAGAUAGGCGCCGUCUUCGGCGACAUAAUGUUCAUCUGCCCGACGGCUACUUUUGCCGACAAAAUGUCGGCCCAGAAUCGGACGGUAUAUCUGUAUGAGUUGACCCAUCGGUCCCACAGCUCUGUUUGGGGCCAAUGGAUGGGAGUCACGCAUCACGACGAACUCAAUUACGUGUUUGGAGUCCCCCUCCGCUAUCCCAAUAUGUUUGACGGCGAAGACAUCAACUUCUCUAAGAGGCUAAUGAAGACGUGGACUCAUUUCGCCAGAACUGGAUCUGUAUCGCCGAUUGAUUACCAGAACGACUGGCCUCCAUAUGACUCCACUAAACCCUAUAUGGAUUUAAACACGAAAAAUGCAUACAUUGGGCACCGCUAUCACGAGGAGACCUGCAAUCUAUACAACGCUCUCAUCGAGUAUUUCAGUAGAUAAUAGAAAUACUAUUUAAUUUAAUUCAACGUUAAGAUACAUCGAAAUAAUAUUCAGUUAAUAUUUAAAUGAAAUAAUAGUUUGCUUUUCAAUAAUUUAGUCAAAAGAUGAGGAAAAAUAUUGAAAAAUAAAACUAUUUUAAAACAUUUAAAACACUUGAAUACCUGAUAAAAGUGACGGGUUUUUGUACCUUUCGUAACACAACCAUUAGCUGAUAUAAUGAUGAGAUUUGUUCAUAUUUUAAAUAUUAU